AUGAAAAAGUCCUACAAAAUAAUAUUCCUAGGAAACACUUCAGUUGGAAAAACAAUGCUGAUUUAUAGAUACAUUUCGGAUGGAUUUGCAUUUCCAGAGCCAACAAUUGGAAUCGACUUCUUCAGCAACACGUUGGACGUGAAUGGGCAGAAUGUGAAGUUGCAACUAUGGGACACUGCUGGACAGGAGAGGUACAAGAGUAUCAUCACACCGUACAUUCGUGACUCUUUUCUGGCUGUCGUGGUCUACGCCGUGAAUAACAGGAACUCAUUUAACCAGCUGAAAUACUGGAUUGAACUGUUUCAGAGCAAAAGCAACAAUAAAAAGGCAAGGAUUGUGAUUGUAGCAAACAAGAAGGAUUUGUGGACCAAUGUGGAGAUAAAGACGAAUGACGAGCCGUCUGGCAGCAGAAAAGGGAAGAACAAGGCACCUGAUUCAAACUACGUUUUGGAUUCAGAGGGAAGGGAGUUUGCAGCAAAGCACAAUGCUAAAUUCUGUACGUCUUCAGCACUAGAAAAGGCUGAAAUUGUAGAUUUGUCUCAGGAAAUCAAGAGUGCAAUAGCAGAUGACCUGGAACACCCUCAGGACCCAGAUGAUGCUGCAUCUAACGUAAAUAUGCUUCAAGCCAAAAGAAACAACCGUGGUUGCUGUUAG
Enterospora canceri is the source of this 654-nucleotide messenger RNA. NCBI's taxonomy places the organism in Eukaryota, Fungi, Microsporidia, Enterocytozoonidae. The record is from the annotation of a GenBank genome assembly.